ACAAGGACAAACUGUGAACUUUGAACACCCUGUUGAUGCCGCCACCACAAAGUCUAUGCCCGUUUGCAUAAACGUACAAAUUGGAUGAAAAAACCUUGCUUUGCAGACGAUAACUCUUUGAAUGUCAGCUCUGAGAGAGAUAGAGGCAAACAUACAGACAUACAUAUGGCUGUAUACACAUGUAUGAAUAUAUGCACAUCUCAACGUGCCUGUGUGUGGAUAAUCCAAAUUCAGACUUAUACCUAUGAAGAUAUUAAAUCUGGAGCACAAACACAAACAUCUACAUAACUUUAUACACUAUAUAGAGGGGCUCUGAAGGUGAAGCAUAGAGAAGCACUCUCCAAACACAGAUACAAAUACAAAGAAAGAAAAAUAACCAGAACCGAACAGAGUUAAAUAUGCUUGAUAUAGGCAUUGGCAAAGGAACCGUCGAAUUACCAUUUAUUGUGGAGCGUACGUGUACUGAUUGCGCCAACGACGGCAACAAUCAGCGGUCAGGAACAGCAUUAUUAACACCAAAAUCAACAUCAAAAUAUAGAACAAUAUCUGCAUCAAAUACUGCGUCAAAAUCCUGCUGGAAAUUUGAAAAGUCGACGGCCAGCAGAUGCCAUCCAUAUGUAAAACUCAAUAGAAAAAUCUAUUUAUGUGAAUAUAAUCGAAUGGCAACAAGCUGUAUAUAUUUUGUAUUAGUUUUAGCAAUUUUAAGUGUAAGAAAUAGUAGCGCUGCUUUUCAUAACAAUAUUACAAAUAAUUAUAAUAUUAAUAAUAAUAAUGAUAUCGAAGGCGAAAGCGAAACUCAAAACUCUGCUGGAAUACUCCACGUUAACGAGAAAGCCAGUGAAUUCUUUCCAACCAACAACAGCAUCAGCAACAGCAGCAACAACGACUACUCGAAUUAUAAACAUAAAUACAGUAAGCCCCAAUUAAAUGGGAAUAGUAAAAGUGAAUACCCAACACUGAUCAUCGCUGAGACUGACUCUGAGGCUAGUAAUACUCACAACAACAAUAGUAAAAUCAAUAACAACAACAACAUCAACAGCAGCAGAAACAUUAGCAGCAAUAAUGCCAGAGCAGGGAAGAACGCUGAAGAGACUGAGAAACAUCAUUUAGAUGCUAUUGAAAUAUUUGGUGCGUAUAGCAUACCCGACGAUCCAAUCUAUACAAAUGAGUUCGCCGUGCACAUACCCGCUGGCAAAUCCGUGGCAGAUAACAUAGCUGACAAGUACGGCUUUACCAAUAAGGGACAGAUUGGCGCCCUUGACGACUAUUAUCUGUUUCACCAUCAUCGUGUGUCAAAGCGUUCGCUUCGGUCGAGUCGCAAGCAUCACAGUGCCUUAAAGUCGGAGUUCGAGGUUAAAUGGCUACAGCAGCAACACGAGAAGAUCCGCCGAAAACGUGAUGGCCCCUAUCAAGAUAUACCUACCUACAGUCCGUACAAUAUUUUGCGCCAGACAAAUGGCUACGUUAUCUAUCCGCAUACGAAUACGCAUUUUUCAUAUUCCCCAGACCCUAUCCUAACACCGUCGUUGGUUGGAACCCAAUCGCCGCGCCUCGAGUACCGUGACGUUACUUCGCAUCUUAUAUUUUCCGAUCCGUUGUUUAAGGAACAGUGGUAUUUGGUGAGUAAAAAUGGCGGAGCUAAGGAUGGCCUUGACAUGAAUAUUGGUCCUGCCUGGCACAAGGGCUAUACUGGGAAAGGUGUCGUCGUAUCCAUUCUGGAUGACGGAAUCCAAACUAAUCAUCCGGAUUUGGCCCAAAACUAUGACCCCGAUGCUUCCUUUGAUAUUAAUGGUAACGAUUCAGAUCCAACGCCGCAGGACAACGGUGACAAUAAGCACGGCACUAGAUGUGCAGGAGAAGUAGCUGCAGUUGCCUUCAAUAACUACUGUGGAGUUGGCGUGGCAUAUAAUGCCAGUAUUGGUGGUGUUCGCAUGCUGGAUGGUAAAGUGAAUGAUGUGGUUGAAGCACAAGCAUUGAGUUUGAAUCCAGGGCAUAUCGAUAUAUACAGCGCAUCUUGGGGUCCAGAGGAUGAUGGCUCUACAGUCGAUGGGCCCGGCCCAUUGGCACGUCGUGCUUUUAUCUAUGGCGUAACCAGUGGUCGUCAAGGCAAGGGCUCUAUUUUUGUAUGGGCCUCUGGCAAUGGUGGUCGCUAUACCGACUCCUGUAACUGUGAUGGCUAUACCAAUUCCAUAUUCACACUUUCCAUAUCGAGCGCCACACAAGCAGGUUUUAAGCCUUGGUAUUUGGAGGAGUGUUCGUCUACUCUGGCCACAACUUAUAGCUCAGGUACGCCGGGACAUGACAAGAGCGUGGCCACAGUUGACAUGGAUGGACGCCUGCGACCCGAUCACAUAUGUACAGUGGAACAUACUGGCACUUCAGCAUCAGCUCCUCUGGCUGCCGGUAUUUGCGCCUUAGCACUCGAAGCGAAUCCAGAUAUAACUUGGCGCGACAUGCAAUAUUUGGUGGUAUAUACAUCGCGACCGGGGCCACUCGAAAAGGAGAGCGGCUGGACGCUGAACGGUGUUAAGCGGAAGUAUAGUCAUAAGUUUGGCUACGGUCUAAUGGAUGCAGGCGCUAUGGUUGCCCUGGCGGAGCAAUGGAAUACGGUGCCGCCUCAGCACAUAUGCAAGUCACGUGAGAACAACGAAGACCGUAAAAUCGAGGGCGCUUACGGAUACUCACUGGCUACGCAUAUGGAUGUUAAUGGCUGCGCUGGCACCAUUAACGAGGUGCGCUAUCUGGAGCAUGUCCAGUGUCGUAUCACUUUGCGCUUCUUUCCACGCGGCAAUCUGCGUAUAUUGCUCACCUCGCCCAUGGGCACGACAAGUACGUUGCUGUUUGAGCGUCCGCGUGAUAUUGUCAAAUCAAACUUCGAUGAUUGGCCAUUCCUCAGUGUUCAUUACUGGGGCGAGAAGGCCGAAGGGCGUUGGACCCUGCAAGUGAUCAACGGCGGUCGUCGUCGGGUCAAUCAGCCGGGAAUUUUAUCCAAAUGGCAAUUGAUCUUUUAUGGUACCUCAACGCAACCAAUGCGACUCAAGUCGGAACUUCUAAAUACGCAGCUACGUAACAAUCCUAUUGCGAACAAUCCAUUCUUAUUCUCUUCAGCCUCCAAUAUUGGCCAGCCGGCAAACGAAGGCGGCAACUUCAAUACGGAUAGUUUCGCCAGCUAUCUGAAUUAUCAAAACUUAUUCAGCAGCGCCGGCUCCAGUCCAGAGGUGGCGACCGCCACGCUUGACGGACAUAAUGUCUCGACCGCAACAGCUGUCCAAUCGCUGAAUGGUCUGCCGAAUGGCGAUAACAAGCUCAUACAGUAUUCCUGUGAUGCCGAAUGCGACUCCCUUGGCUGCUAUGGCCGCGGACCUACACAGUGUUUGGCGUGCAGCCACUAUCGUCUGGAUAAUACCUGCGUUAGCCGUUGCCCACCGCGUUCGUUUCCCAAUCAAGUGGGCAUAUGUUGGCCCUGCCAUGAUUCGUGCGAAACAUGCGCGGGAGCUGGACCAGAUAGCUGCCUUACCUGUGCGCCGGCACACUUGCAUGUUACCGAUCUCGCCGUCUGUCUGCAAGUUUGCCCCGAUGGUUACUUUGAAGACUUAAAGAAUAAAACAUGUGUACCAUGCGAGCCGAACUGUGCAUCAUGUCAGGAUAGUCCAGAGUACUGCACUAGUUGUGAUCAUCAUCUUGUCAUGCAUGAGAACAAAUGCUUUUCAGCCUGUCCCUUAAACACAUACGAAACAGACGAGAACAAAUGCGCCUACUGUCAUUCAUCGUGCGCCACAUGUAAUGAAGCUUCCGAAAAUAAUUGCAUUACUUGUCGCCCCAGUCGCUAUGCUUUUCAGAACAAAUGCGUGAACAAUUGCCCCAAAGGCUUCUAUGCCGAUAAGAAGCGAUUAGAGUGCCUGCCCUGUCAUGAGGGCUGUAAAACGUGCAGUAGUAACGGCAUCUGUACAGAGUGCCUACCCAACUGGACGCUAAAUAAAAAGGAUAACUGUGUAGUGGCCGGCAGUGAAAGUUGCUUUGAAUCUGAGUAUUUUAGCCAAGUUGAGAGCAAAUGCAAGCCAUGUCAUGGGUCCUGUGCGACUUGCAACGGACCCCUGUCCACCAAUUGUCUAUCCUGUCAUCCGAAUCGGCUGCUGGAGCAGAGCAGCUGUGUGAGCGGCUGUCAAGAUGGUUUUUUUAUGGAAACGGGCGUCUGUACGCCAUGUCUGCAUACUUGCACACAGUGCGUAUCCCGCACCAAUUGCAGCAACUGCUCCAAGGGUCUUGAGCUGCAGAAUGGCGAAUGUCGCACAACUUGCGCCGAUGGAUACUACAGCGAUCGUGGCAUCUGUGCAAAAUGCUAUCUCAGUUGCUACACGUGCAGCGGACCGCGUCGUAAUCAGUGCGUCCAAUGUCCGGCUGGUUGGCAGCUAGCUGCAGGUGAAUGCCAUCCGGAAUGCCCUGAAGGAUUCUACAAAUCAGAGUUUGGCUGUCAGAAAUGUCAUCACUAUUGCAAAACCUGUAAUGGUGCAGGUCCAUUGGCAUGCUCUUCGUGUCCCACACAUUUUAUGCUUGAUGGUGGUCUUUGUAUGGAGUGCCUCAGCUCUCAGUACUAUGAUGCAACAACACAGACGUGCAAGAGCUGUCACGAAUCGUGCCGCUCAUGCUUUGGUCCUGGCCAGUUCUCGUGCAAGGCAUGCGCUCCCCCGCUUCAUUUAGAUCAAUUAAAUAGCCAGUGUGUGCCUUGCUGCCCGAAUAAAAGCUCUGGCGAUAAUGAAACUGACUCUGGAAACUGUUGUCAUUGCGACAAGGACACAGGCGAAUGUAAGACAGCCUCCACAGCUGGCAAACGCCGCACCGUGGUGAGCUCUGACAGUAUUUUUAAGAAUGUGGAUCGAUCAGCCAUAAACGACGAUGGCAACAGCGGCACAUUUGCCUUGCGUCUUGACUCACCGCUGACAGCAAUCACAGCAAUUGCGGUUGCCAUCUGUUUGCUAAUUAUCACGAUAUUCUCUAUAAUAUUUGCCGUUUUACAGCGUAAUAGUAAUCAUGUAUCGAGGAAUUCGGUUCGGUACAGGAAAAUUAUAAGCAGAUCGGACGGUCGUAUGAACGAUCCGAACAAUGAAGCUAGAUUUAUAUUCAAUGUGGGCGAGGACGGUGAUGAUACAGAUGAUAAUACGGAUGAUGAUUUGGAUGUCACUACGAGGACUAUUAAGAAAGUCGCCUACGAACCCAAUGGUCCAAUGAAUGGAAACGAAUUUUUUAUUAAAAGUACAAAUGAUAUUGAUGCGGUUGAGUUUCACUGCAAACGUGCGGAUAAUGUGAAUCAAAGUAAAUUAGAUACGCAACACAAUGUAAACAUAUACACCGAAAACAGCAGUCCCACGUAUUUGAAUCAGGCAACGAGCAGCAUAAUGAAUAACAAGGUUGUUCACAGCUGAUUCCUUGAUAAAUUAUAUGCGAAUGCACCCAUACCAACAAUUGCAACAAAUGAAACACCAACAACUUUGAUCCUGAAUUUCUUGCUCUGGACUAGUACAUUUUAACCUUGAGGAAUAUAGCGAAUCGAAAUAUUUAACAUCCGAAAUGAUAAAAAUUUAUAUGUG
Drosophila hydei is the source of this 5585-nucleotide messenger RNA. RefSeq names its product furin-like protease 2 (gene Fur2). Gene Ontology annotation, molecular function: serine-type endopeptidase activity. Gene Ontology annotation, cellular component: Golgi membrane; trans-Golgi network. Gene Ontology annotation, biological process: protein processing. The coding region runs from base 399 to 5420 and encodes 1673 amino acids. The record is from RefSeq and is a predicted model, not a curated record. The transcript is spliced from 17 exons. Lineage: Eukaryota; Metazoa; Arthropoda; Insecta; Diptera; Drosophilidae.